Messenger RNA from Macaca mulatta (Rhesus monkey), 585 nucleotides. RefSeq names its product ubiquinol-cytochrome c reductase complex assembly factor 2 (gene UQCC2). The record is from RefSeq and is marked validated. Gene Ontology annotation, cellular component: mitochondrial matrix. Gene Ontology annotation, biological process: mitochondrial respiratory chain complex III assembly. NCBI's taxonomy places the organism in Eukaryota, Metazoa, Chordata, Mammalia, Primates, Cercopithecidae.
AAGGCGGGAACACACGGGGCCCAAAAUGGCGGCCAGCCGGUACCGGCGUUUUCUUAAGCUCUGUGAGGAAUGGCCAGUGGACGAGACCAAACGGGGCCGGGACUUGGGCGCUUACCUGCGACAGCGGGUAGCACAGGCCUUUCGGGAGGGAGAGAAUACCCAGGUUGCAGAGCCUGAGGCCUGUGAUCAGAUGUACGAGAGCUUAGCGCGACUCCAUUCAAACUACUACAAACACAAGUACCCUCGCCCCAGAGACACCAGCUUCAGUGGCCUGUCAUUGGAAGAGUACAAGCUGAUCCUGUCCACAGACACCUUGGAAGAGCUUAAGGAAAUGGAUAAAAGCAUGUGGAAGAAACUGCAGGAGAAGUUUUCCUCCAAGGGUCCUGAGGAGAAUCAUAAGGCCUGAGCUCAGGCCUUACCUCGCCCACGUAUCUAGGUGUGGAGUCUUGUACAUUGCCAUCGUCAAUAAAACUGCCCCAGUUUCCCCGUGACCUUACAGUUUGGGAAUCUCCUCUAGCCUUCCCAGAAAGGCUCUAAAGAAAGUUUCAGCCUCAGAAGGGAUGGCGAUUGGGCUGUCUGCUGUGA